Xiphophorus maculatus (southern platyfish) is the source of this 4128-nucleotide messenger RNA. It is a transcript of the gene kcnq1.2, whose product is annotated as potassium voltage-gated channel subfamily KQT member 1. The record is from RefSeq and is a predicted model, not a curated record. The transcript has 20 exons. Gene Ontology annotation, cellular component: membrane. Gene Ontology annotation, molecular function: voltage-gated potassium channel activity. Gene Ontology annotation, biological process: potassium ion transport; transmembrane transport. Bases 337 to 2565 code for a protein of 742 amino acids. Lineage: Eukaryota; Metazoa; Chordata; Actinopteri; Cyprinodontiformes; Poeciliidae.
UUGAAGGCUGGUGGUUUGAUUGCAUUUGCGAUAUUGCCUUUGUUUCUGAACGCUGCUGGAUGAUUUAUUGAUCAUGCGCAAUGCAUGACUGGAGUUUGCUUUAAUGAAAAUCUCAGAAGAAGGGAUUUCUGCUCGUCUCAGUUGGAACUUGCAGAUUACAACUUGGAGUUCAAGGUAUGGAGACCCAUGCGGCCCUACAAAGAGCACACUUCUCCACCGCAGGUAGCUAGUUCUCACCUGCUGCUGGGUUGCUCCCUCCUACGCAAACCUCGGCCAAAACCACCGGGGUUUUAAAAGUCCUCAUUAGCGCCCCUGUGCCCAUCCUGAAGGGGCACAAUGGGGGAAAGACGAGCGCGCUCCUUUCACAUGACCUGCCAUGUGCAGCGGGACUACGGCAGCAGGAUGCGGAGCUCCUUCAUACGCUGCAGCCCCAACGGAUGUGCCGGCACAAGCAUCAGCCUCAGCUUGGACCAGGAGAUGGACCUGGCCGCCUCCACCGGUCCCACCGCCGACUGCGGUGCCUUGCGGGUCCCCGUGCCUGACGUCGGCCACUACUCGCCGGUUUCGCUGGAGAUGGACCCCCCGGCGGUGAAUAAUGGAUCAGGCUUCCCCUGCUUACCUCCAGCUGACACAAAGGAUCCGGAGCUGCAGAUCGCACACAGCCAGCCGUCCGUCACCCCCGUCCCGCCGCCUCUCCCUCGCUCCAGUUGGCUGCGCCAUCAUCAGAAGGAGUUCCAGAGUCCUUACAUCAAGACUAGCAUGCAGGGGGAUGUUUACAACUUUCUAGAAAGACCCGCGGGGUUGAAAUGCUUCCUCUACCACUUUCUAGUCUUCCUCAUGGUGUUGGUGUGUCUUAUCUUCAGUGUUCUGUCCACAAUAGAACAAUAUGCAGACUUUGCUACAGGAACGCUCUUUUGGAUGGAGAUCGUGCUGGUUUUGUUCUUUGGCACCGAGUAUGUGGUCCGGUUGUGGUCAGCCGGCUGCCGCAGCAAAUAUGCGGGCAUCAAGGGACGCCUCCGCUUUAUCAGGAAGCCCAUAUCAAUCAUAGAUUUAAUAGUUGUGAUUGCCUCCGUCAUUGUGCUCGGCGUGGGGUCAAACGGGCAGGUGUUCGCCACGUCCGCCAUCAGGGGCAUCCGCUUCCUGCAGAUCCUGCGCAUGCUGCACGUGGAUCGACAAGGAGGAACAUGGAGGCUGCUGGGAUCCGUCGUCUUUAUUCAUCGACAGGAGCUGAUCACCACCCUGUACAUCGGCUUCCUGGGUCUGAUCUUCUCCUCGUACUUCGUCUACUUGGCGGAGAAGGACGCCGUGGACGAGGAGGGCAAGACGGGCUUCUCCAGCUACGCUGACGCGCUGUGGUGGGGCGUGGUGACGGUCACCACCAUCGGAUAUGGAGACAAAAUUCCUCAGACGUGGAUAGGGAAGGCCAUUGCCUCCUGUUUCAGUGUCUUCGCUAUCUCUUUCUUCGCUCUGCCUGCUGGGAUUUUGGGUUCAGGGUUUGCCCUCAAAGUCCAGCAGAAGCAGCGACAGAAGCACUUCAACAGACAGAUCCCUGCUGCGGCCUGCCUCAUCCAGACGCUCUGGAGGUGUUACGCUGCGGAGAAACCAAACGGCUGUGCUGCCACAUGGAAAAUGUACGUCUUGACUCCAGAGGGUGUGGCCGCGGCUCAGGCAGACAGCGGCAGUCCGAGCAUCAAGAAGCUGAACCUGGCGAAAAAAGGGACUAAAAGACGGCUGAAGUCCAAAGGAACCGGAUCUUUGGGUGUUGCCUCAGAGAGGGCCGUGUCGAUCCCUCAAAUCACCUAUGAUCACAUUGACGACUCGGUGGAAAAGAAGGACGUCUCGUUUUACAUCAAAGAGCCAAGGGGGACAGCUGAAGGGAUUACCAGGAUGUUCAGGAAAACAGGCCCUCCUCACCACUCUUGGUCGUCUUUCACUCUGAGCUGCCCUGCUUCCCCAGUAAAGGGGAGUGGCAAUAAAAGCACGUCCAUAGACAUCUCCCGCGCCAACAGCCUAACCGAUGACCUAGAUGACAUGAGUGAGGAUAUUCCCUUGCCGGUGGUCACCAACAAGAACCAUCGGUUGACCUGCCCCUCCAUGGCAUUGGUUCAGGACUCCUUAUCCACACAUCAGUUAAAUUCUUCAAGGUUAUCCCAUGCCCAGAGGUCUGCUGUGAAAGUCCUGCGCAGAAUGCAGUACUUCGUGGCCAGGAGGAAAUUUCAGCAAGCUCGGAAGCCCUAUGAUGUGCGAGACGUGAUCGAGCAGUAUUCCCAGGGUCACCUCAACAUGAUGGUUCGCAUCAAGGAGCUGCAGAGAAGGCUGGAUGGCACCCUCGGGAAGCCAGGAAUGUUUUUGCCAGGAAAGGGGGAAGAUAAAGAGUACCCAACCAUUGGAGCACGCAUGAUCAGAAUGGAAGAUAAGAUUCACCAGAUGGACCGGAAAAUGGACUCCGUCCUGCGGAUUCUGACGGAGCAGUUCCCACCCAAGCCGGAUCUGACGUCCAAGCCGUCCAUCCGUCGGGUGACCAUCCAGAAGCGCAUGGGCGCCAGCAUCGACGAGGCGCCUUGAUAGAGCGAAGAUGACCAAGUCCAGGCGGAGGGCGAUUAAAGCACUGGGACUUCACUUCAACAGCCUAGUCCCUCCCUCAUAUGAGUCCGUCUCACAAAGCAUAAGGGGUCUCAGUCUUCCACAACGUCCUCUUUUUUUUUUUCUUUUCCAUCGGCUUUAGACCCAAAACUGUUUUAUGCUAACCAGAGCAAAAUAGCCUUUGCCGGCUGAGAAGUCAGCCCAACCGACCUCAUUCUCCAGACUAACGACGGCUCCUGCGACGUCACUGCAGCACCCGAUCGCUCAGGCAGCAACAUGUUCUAUGAAUUUAUUUCACCACAUUAGCCUCCUAAGCGUACUACUCCAUGAUGUUAAUUUAUGUGUGGCCUGUCACUGAGCAGCAUUCCUCCCUUUCAAAUAUUAUUCCAGAGCUAACUAACCCCUUAAUGAAGUCGUAAUGAAAUCAAAGCGCUCCGGUUUCUUAAUGGCACUCGAAGGAAAAAAGCUGCAAAUCCACAACCAAGCCGAGGCAUUCCUCAAAUCCUUCUGAUUAUCUUGGCUCAACCGGCACCUACAGUACACAGCAUCGCCUCGCGCCGCAGACACGCAUCCAUCCAGCCUAACUGGACUCAGACUGAAACUAACGUUUGUUUGUGGGAACUGGAUAACACCGGGAGUGGAAAAGAAAGAUUACCUGUUGGUUUUGCCCCCACUGGACUGCAGUUGCAGUGGCGACGACUUAUUGCCACAGCAGACGAAUUAAAUGCACCCUGUUUUUAAAUGGAUAAAUAGGAUUUUUUUUUUUUUUUUUUAAAUAAUAAAAAAUUCAGAAUAAUGGUUCCCUUAUCUGGUGGCGGAGGUCAGAUGGUUUUGUUGACUUUAUAGAAACCCUAGAGAUAGUGGAAAGCUAACAGCUUGUCAGACGGAUCCGCCUAUGUAGCUGAUUUCAGCAACUUGAAACCAAAGGUGUUCCUACUUAACAACGCUAUUUCAGAGGAUGUUGUUUCACAAGAGACCGUGGUUAAUUUUGUUGCUGCUUUUCCUGCCAAAAACACACCUGAAUACAUCCAGAUGCAUCGCUUGAGGCUGCAAGCUGCAGUCGGCUAAUUGGGAGAUAAAUCGCCUCAUUGCGAUGCCUUUGCAAAAAAUAAUUGUAUUCAAUAUUUUAAUUAUUAAUUACUAUUAAUUAAUAAUUUUAUUAUUUUAAAGGUUUAGACACCCCAGGUUUAAGCUAGUGAGGCAGGUUAAUACAGUUAGCAUCGUCAACUAGCAUAACGUUAGGUCACGGGUUUUACACUUACAGUCUCAGCAACAAACGUGACUGUCUUAUACUAAAGUGUGAAAGGUUAAUAUUCCCAAUUAUGCCGUGGUAUCCUAUGAUUAUAGUUGCUAGUCUCAGCUAACAUCUAGCUAGCUGUUAGCAUUGCAGCACUUUACAAACUCACUGCCAUGUGACGUGUUUCUGCUUCAGGUAAAUGAAUUAUUACUGAUAACUUUAUAGAAGCUGACUUCAAAAAUUAUAUACAGUAUUUUAAUUAAUAAUAAUAAUAAUAAUAAUUAAUAAUGAAAGAUUCAGGCACCCCG